GAGGUUGAUAGUACUCUUUUUUGUGUACUGGAUGGGAAAAUAUAUCAAACAUUCAUACUCAAAACAGCUUCUUCCAUGCUUUGUGAUGUCUUCUCAGGUCUACAAAGUUUGACUUGAACACAAGGUUCAUUGAUCCACGAACGCAAAAAGUGACCGACCUCGGCACACCUCAAAGUUUGGCACCUGCACACCCCGCCAAACACCACAUCCCCAAUCAAACUAAAACAUGACAGCCACCCCAUUCCCCAGACACAUCCCUUCAAUCCCCUACAGCGAUCCCCCAAGUCGCCUCCAAACCCUCGACAUCUGGCUCCCCGAACUCCAGGAAGCCACACCCAGACCCAGCAAUAAUGCGCCAUGGCUAAUCUACAUCCACGGCGGCGCCUGGCGCGACCCCCUCAUCGAAGCCCCUAGCUUCACACCCACCAUCAACCAUCUCGCCGCCUCGCACCCCUCUGCUCUGGCCAAAAUCGGCGGAAUCGCAAGUCUGAAUUACAGACUCUCGCCAUACCCCGACCACGCGACGCAACCAAGUGCACCCGACGACCCUGAGCGCUCAGCGAGACACCCGCAACAUAUCCGCGAUGUCGCCCGCGGUAUUCAGUAUCUCCAGCGCGAACACGAAGUCAAGCGAUGGAUUGGAAUAGGGCAUUCCUGCGGAGCAACCCUGCUAUGCCAACUCGUUUCCGGUAUAGGACUUACACCCGAUCUGAUCCCUUCGCCGCAACCCGAAGCUAUGAUUUUGAUAUCAGGCAUAUACAGUCUGCCGCUCAUGAUACGGAACCACCUUCCGCCUACAACACCAGAGUACAUUUCCAAAAUCUACAAAGAGUUUGUUACCCGGGCUUUUGGCGAGGACCAGGCGGAGUGGCAGGUUGUGUCGCCGGUUGCGGGGAAAUAUAACGUGGAGCAGUGGCCGGAGGGGAAGUUGCUGAUGCUUUGUCAUAGCUAUGAGGAUGAAUUGGUGGAGAGGGCGCAGAGGGAUGUCAUGUGUGUUACGUUGGACAGGGAGGGCUGGAAUAUUGUUAUGGAGGUGGUGGAUGAUGAGGAUGAAGUUAAAGAGGAAGGGAGGAGAGUGGUUAAUGUGCGGGAUCUAAAGGGUGGACAUGAUUGGAUUUGGGAGGAUGGGAAGCAGAUUGCGGUUUUGGCUGCUGAGGCUGUGGAGCGGUUAGUGUAAGUUGGAGGUUGGAUGUAAGGUGAAAGUGUAGUUAUGUUCGCUAUUCCCUAUAGACAUGCGAAAAGUGGAGUUCCAAAGUGGAAGAGAGAGUACUCCGCGAAUGAUGCUUGCUUUUGCGU
Molecule: messenger RNA, 1296 nt
Organism: Alternaria rosae
Lineage: Eukaryota; Fungi; Ascomycota; Dothideomycetes; Pleosporales; Pleosporaceae
Product: Alpha/Beta hydrolase protein
Exons: 1
Coding region: 227-1177 (316 amino acids)
Molecular function (GO): arylformamidase activity
Source: RefSeq, a predicted model, not a curated record